Molecule: messenger RNA, 3678 nt
Organism: Chanos chanos (milkfish)
Lineage: Eukaryota; Metazoa; Chordata; Actinopteri; Gonorynchiformes; Chanidae
Product: NACHT, LRR and PYD domains-containing protein 3-like
Exons: 11
Molecular function (GO): zinc ion binding; protein binding
Source: RefSeq, a predicted model, not a curated record
AUGUCUGGCCCAGAAAUGAAUGUCCCUGCAAAGUGUGAGGAAGAGGUCUCGGAUUCAGAGAUGACUUCACCACAGCGAUGUAAAGACUAUGAAAGGGAUGAACAGAUGAGGUCAGAGUCUCCUACAUCCUCCUGUCUGUCGGUAAAGAGUGACAGUUCAAUGGUAAAACCAGCUGACUUCAGCCAAGACACCAGUUCGGGAGACAAAAGUGACCUGACGGAAUAUCUUUUAGAAUGUGACAUGUGUAAGGAGAUGCUGAAUGAUCUAGUCUCCAUUCCCUGUGGACACAGAUACUGCAGACAGUGCAUCUGUAAAUGGGAUUUGUCUGAAAUACUUCAAGUCCAGCAGGCAGAGUUCAGUCCUGUUAACCCAGACCACUGCUACACUAGACCUGGAGAAAUAGUCUGUGAUUUCUGCACUGGGGUGAAGCUGAGAGCUGUGAAGUCCUGUCUGACCUGCCCUGCCUCCCUCUGUGAGAACCAUGUCAGGCAGCACUGCACAAUACCAGCACUGCAGAGACACACACUGGUGGAGGUGACUGGAGACCUGGAGCAGAGACUCUGUCAGCAGCACCACAGAGUUCUGGAGGUGUUCUGUAAAACUGACCAGACACACAUCUGUAAAGUUUGUGCAGUGGAGGAACACAACGGCCACAGUAAACUCUACAGAGAGAUCUCUAAUGUACCAGACACUGCAAGCCUUCUCACCCUGUCUCUGACAAACAUAACAACAGAAGAUUUCAAAAACUUUAAAAGAGGACUGAAUGAAGAUUACCCAGAAUGCUUAGGGAGUCAGUGGGAGGAUCUUGAUGUGUCUAGUGUUGUUGAGAAGAUGCUGGAUAGUUUUGGAGUAAUGGCUGCCCUGAGGAUCACACAACAUUUCCAAGAUAUUGAUAUACAUCUAAACAAAGUCAAAGAAGUCUGUAAAACAAAUUUGAAAGAGAAAAUUCAACACAUAGCUGAAGGAAUUUUACCACAAGGAAAACUGACCUUUUUGAAUGAGAUCUACACAGAUCUGCACAUCACAGUGGGUGGAAGUGGAGAGGUCAAUAAUGAACAUGAGGUUAGACGUAUUGAGAUGACAUCCAAGAGACAAACUUCUCAAGAGAGUCUUAUCAAACUUAAUGACAUUUUUCAACCACUUCCUGGGGAAAGUAAACAAAUCAGAACAGUGCUGACAAAGGGUGUAGCUGGAAUUGGAAAGACUGUCUCUGUACAGAAGUUCAUUCUCGACUGGACUGAAGGAAAAGCCAAUGAAGAUAUCGUGGCCAUAGUCCCUCUACCUUUCAGGGAUCUUAAUCUGAGAAAAGAGAACUACAGUCUCAUCCAGCUCAUGCAUAAUUAUGUGCCAGAGCUGAGUGGUAAAAGAAUAAUUGGUAACAGAAAGUGCAAGUUGCUCUUCAUUUGUGAUGGUCUGGAUGAGUGUCGGCUUCAUCUAGAUUUCCAGAACAAUGAGGUUUGUUCUGAUGUGACAAAGUCAACCUCGGUGGAUGUGCUGCUGACAAACCUCAUCCAGGGGAAUCUGCUUCCCUCUGCUCUCCUCUGGAUAACCUCCCGACCAGCAGCAGCCAAUCAGAUCCCUCCUGAGAAUGUCCACAGGGUCACAGAAAUCUGUGGGUUCAAUGACUGUCAGAAGGAGGAGUAUUUCAGGAAGAGGAUCAGUGAUCAGAGCUUCGCCAACAGAAUCAUCACACACAUCAAGUCAACAAGGAGCCUCCACAUCAUGUGUCACAUACCAGUCUUCUGUUGGCUUUCAGCCACUGUGCUUGAGAACAUGAUGAGUGAUGAAAAUGCUGGUGAAAUCCCUAAAACUCUGACUGAGAUGUACACACACUUCCUACUCAUUCAAAUCAGUCUGAAGAAUAAGAAGUACCAUGGAACCACAGUCGAUAUCCAAAAGAAACUGCCUAAAUCAGACAAAGAGAUGAUUAUGAAAUUAGGAAAACUGGCUUUUCAACAGCUAGAGAGAGGUAACCUGAUAUUCUAUGAAGAGGACCUGAGAGAGUGUGGCAUUGAUGUGAGUGAAUCUUCAGAGUACUCUUCAGUGUGCACAGAGAUCUUUAGAGAGGAGCUGGGAUUGUACAGGGAGAAGGUUUUCUGUUUUGUACAUCUGAGCAUUCAGGAGCAUCUUGCUGCAGUGUAUGCACAUUUCACAUGUGUGAAUGAGAACAGCAAUGUUUUUGAAAUACCGGGAUCCAGAGUUCAAGGGGACCAACUGGAAAUGGUUGAACUGUACAAGAGUGCAGUGGAUAAAGCCCUCCAGAGUAAAAAUGGACAUCUGGAUCUUUUCCUCCGCUUUCUUUUCGGCCUCUCAGUGGACUCUAACCAAACUCUCCUACAAGACCUUAUGAUGGGAAAAUGUUCAAAAAUGAAGGCACAUACCACUGUAGAGACAAAAGAGUAUAUAAAAAUGAAGGUCAGGAAGGAAUCAUCACCAGAGAGAGUCAUCAAUCUGUUCCACUGUCUAAGUGAACUCAAAGACAAUUCACAAGUGAAGGAAAUCCAAACUGCCUUCAGAUCAGGAAUGCUGUGUUUUAAAAAGAUGGAACCACACCAGUGUUCAGCUCUGGCCUAUGUGUUACUGAUGUCAGAGGAGGUGCUGGAUGAGUUUGAUCUGAAGAGGUACAAAACAUCAGCAGCAGGUCAGCAGAGGCUGCUCCCAGUACUCAGGACAUGCAGGAAGGCCAGCCUGGCUUGCUGUGAUCUCCAGUCUGAAUCGUGUAAAUCUGUGGCCUCAGCUGUCCUGUCAGUGAACUCACCCCUGAGAGAGGUGGAUCUCAGCUGCAACAACCUGACAGAUUCAGGAGUGAAACAGCUCUGUAUUGGACUGAUUAAUCCAAACUGUCAACUACAGAAACUAGGUUUGGUUGGCUGUAAUCUCUCCUCUGAAUCCUGUGAAGCUGUGGCCUCAGUUCUGAUGUCAGCGAAGUCAUGCCUGAGAGAGCUGGAUCUCAGCUAAAACAACCUGACAGAUUCAGGGGGGAAGUUGCUCUAUUCUUCCCUGUUAAAUCCAAACUGUCAACUACGGAAACUGGGGCUAAAAUGGUGUAGUCUCACAGAGGGCAGCUGUGUAGAUUUGGCCUUGGUCCUGAGUUGUCCCCACUCCCCAUUGAGAGAACUGGAGCUGAAGGACAAUGAUCUGCAGGAUUCAGGAGUGAAGCUGUUCUCUGCUGGACUGAAGGAUACACAUUGUAAACUGGAAAAACUUGGGCUUUCAGGCUGUCUAAUCACAGAGGAAGGCUGUGCCUCUCUGGCCUCAGCCCUGACAUCAAACCCCCUGCACCUGAGAGAACUGGAUCUGAGCUACAAUCACCCAGGAGACACAGGAGUAAAUCCGCUCUUUGCUCUUUUGAAGGAUUCACACUGUAAACUGGAGAAACUGGCACUGGACCAUUGUGGAAAGUGUAGGAUGCAAUCAGGGCCGAAGAAAUGUAAGUCUGAUUCUGAUGGGUACUACUUCUGUCAGAAUCAGGAACUAUCAGCUAAAUUUUCUUGCAUUCAGUCCUCUCACACAAUAGGAGUGUAUCUAGACUGGGCUGAUGGUAAUCUGGCCUUCUACACUGUCUCCAAUGACACACCAGCCCUUCUGUACCCACUCCAUACCACAUUCACUCAGCCUCUCUAUGCAUUUUGUAUGGUUCAUGGCAAAGGCACUGCCGAUUUUAAGCGAGUCUACUGA